This is a messenger RNA of Acaromyces ingoldii, 1431 nucleotides long. Its product is annotated as MFS general substrate transporter. The coding region runs from base 1 to 1431 and encodes 476 amino acids. The record is from RefSeq and is a predicted model, not a curated record. The transcript is spliced from 5 exons. Gene Ontology annotation, cellular component: membrane. Gene Ontology annotation, biological process: transmembrane transport. Gene Ontology annotation, molecular function: transmembrane transporter activity. NCBI's taxonomy places the organism in Eukaryota, Fungi, Basidiomycota, Exobasidiomycetes, Exobasidiales, Cryptobasidiaceae.
AUGUCCGACGUGGCGCAGCACGAAAAGGCGCACGAUGCCUACCCGGACAACAGUAAUUCCGUGUCUGCGGUGGAAGCCGACUAUACUGAACAGGAAGAACGCAAGAUUGUGCGAAAGAUUGACUGGAUCUUACUUCCCAUCCUGACAUUUCUCUACUUGCUGUCAUUCCUCGAUCGUUCGAAUAUUGGAAAUGCUCGUAUCGAAGGCCUGGUUAGCGAUCUCAAGAUCAAGGACUACUCGACCCUGGUCAGCAUCUUUUUUGUCGGCUAUGUCAUUGCCGAACUGCCAGCCAAUUGGGCUCUCAAGGUCACAAAGCCAGCUCUUUGGUUGCCGACACUCACGCUUGUUUGGGGCAUCGUGAGCGUCACGAUGGGCCUGGUUCACAACGAAGCGGGAAUCCUGGGGGUGGCCGAAGCAGGAUUAUUCCCUGGAGUCCUCUACGUCUUUAGUCGCUUCUACAAACGAGCAGAACGAACGGCAAGAGUGUCGUUCUUCUUUUCGGCAGCCGCUGCCGCCGGUGCAUUCGGCGGCGUUCUUGCCUAUGGUCUGGGCAGAAUGAAUGGUAUUGGCGGUAAACACGGCUGGUCCUGGAUCUUCAUCAUUGAGGGUCUCUUGACUAUCGUUGUCUCCUGCAUCGCCUAUCUUAUCAUCCCAAACUAUCCUCACCUCUCUAAUCGGUUUUCGCCGCGCGAGAAAGAGAUCAUCGCCGCACGCCUGGGCGCCGACUCAGACGCUCUCGAAGACGAGAACUUCAGCUGGGCCGAGGUCAGGCGUGCUCUCACAAGCAUCCAAGUCUGGGGCUAUUCGAUCCUUUUCCAUUGCUACAGCUUUGGGCUAUACACCCUCAGCAAUUUCCUUCCCAGCAUCAUCCAAGGGCUUGGCUAUCAGAGCUACCAGGCGCAACUCCUGACGGUCCCUCCGUAUUUCUUCGCCUUUCUCGUCACCAUGACGACUGCAUAUGUGUCGCAACGCCUGAAGAUCCGGGCACCUUUCAUCAUCGGGGCAGCUUUCAUCGCCAUUAUCGGUUACAUUGUCCUCAUCACUUCUCCGACCAUUGGCGGGAAAUACGCUGCCGUCUUCCUCUGUGCUGGUGGAAUCUACUCUGGAACAGCUUUGCUCCUCGCUUGGCCUUCUGAGAAUCUGAUGGGUCAGACUUUCCGUGCAACGGGCCUUGCCAUGGUCAUUUCCAUCGGCGACGUGGGCGCAAUUGUUGGUACUCAACUGUACCGUAUCCCGCUUGGAGGCGUCGCCAACAAGAACUACCACAUCUCAUACGCCCUCACUAUCGUCUACCUCGGCCUGGGAGCUAUCACAGCGGGCUCGUUGUGGUUCGGUCUUGAUCGAGCAAACAAGAAGGCUGCUGCGCUUCCGGCCAAAAACGAGAGUCACGAACAGCUUUGGAAGAAGUUCGGCUUCAUUUAUCAAGUCUAG